This is a messenger RNA of Stegastes partitus (bicolor damselfish), 2007 nucleotides long. Its product is annotated as pleckstrin homology domain-containing family O member 1-A-like. The coding region runs from base 1 to 2007 and encodes 668 amino acids. Gene Ontology annotation, cellular component: ruffle membrane; muscle cell projection membrane. The record is from RefSeq and is a predicted model, not a curated record. NCBI's taxonomy places the organism in Eukaryota, Metazoa, Chordata, Actinopteri, Pomacentridae. The transcript has 10 exons. Gene Ontology annotation, biological process: regulation of myoblast fusion.
AUGAAGAAAAGCAGCCAGAGCAGGCGGGGCGUCCAGGACUCGGGUCCGCCGGCGGUCCAGCAGCCGGAGAAGGUGGGUUGGAUCCGGAAGUUCUGCGGUCGAGGGAUUUUCAGAGAGCUGUGGAGGAGCCGGUACGUGGUGCUGAGAGGAGACCACCUGUACAUCUCCGACAAAGAGGUGAAGGACGAGCGUAAAGCCCAGGAGGUGUUCGAUCUCGCUGAUUACGAACGUUCAGAGGAGCUCAGGAAGGCAAAGAGUCGCAGCAAGAAGAACCACAGUCGCUUCACCGUGCUGCGCUGCAGACAGCCGGGAAACACCGUUCCCAACCUCGUGUUCCUGGCGGUGAGUCCCGAGGAAAAGGAGUCAUGGGUCAACGCCCUCAAUGUGGCCAUCAUCAAGGCCAAGAACAGAGUGUUAGAUGAGGUGACCAUUGAGGAGGACAGCACGCUGGUUCAUCCCACCAGAGACCGAGCUAAGAUCCCUCACGGCCGCCGGCUGCCGACCAGAGGACACCUGAUGGCCGUGGCGUCCACCUCCUCUCACGGCAUGCUGACCCUCGACCUGGUGGCCGAGGAGGACGGCUUCUGCCCCGACUACGACGCCGACUCGCAGGAGUCCUGGGAGAACAGCUUCCGGGUCGACCUGCAGACGGACGCCGGGUGUCGGGGGGUCGGAGGCCGACAGCGAGCCGGGACCGACGUGUCGAAGCUCAGGGUGACCUCCAAGGAGCCCAAGGUGAAGACGGGCAGUCUGCCCCGGGGGAGCGAGCGAUCCUGGGGGAAGCAGUCCCAUCUGGAGGCCUCCAAGGUCCACAAGACGCAGCAGGUGCAGGUCCUCCAGGCUCAAUCUCGGACGCCGCAGCCGGGGAAGAGGUUCAGCAUGCAGGGUCGCAGCCGCUGCGCCUCCAUGGAUGAAGUUCUCUCCUCCAGGCCGGUGUUGAUCCGGUCGGAGUUGCGCUCGGCUCUGAAGCGCUGUCCGACCGAGGAGGAGGCGGGAGGCGGAGCUUCGUCCCAGCCGGUCGGUCAGCUGCAGAGCCUCAUCGCCCAGAGGAUGCAGAGAGCUCAGGAGCUGCUGGAGGAGAUGAGGCUGCAGGAGCUGCAGAAGGCCAAAGCAGAGAGGGAGCGAGGAGGCAGCUCACCGUACCUGAAGGGCAUCGACUCCCCUCGACUCCAUCACCUCAGGGGCUCCGACUCUCCUCACUCCAGCAGGUCUUCAGGAUCUUCGAGGAGCAGAAGCAGCGACUCCCCUCGACUCCGAGGUAAAGACUCUCCUCGCCUCAGAGGUCGAGAGUCUCCUCGGUCCAAAGCCAAGAAGAAUCGCUCCAAAGGGACCGACUCUCCUCGCUCCAAAGGAUCUCAUUCUCCCGCCGCUAAAGGCAGCGACUCUCCUCGACUGAAGGAUUCGCCUCGACUGGCCGACUCUCCUCGAUCCAAGAGUUCAGACGCUCCCAAACUGAAGGCGUCGUCCAGCGUCUCCUCCAACAAGCUGGAAGACUCUCCGGUGCAGAAGUCGCCCGAGUCUCCGCCGUCCGUCAGAGGCGCCGACUCCCCUCAGGUCAAAGGAUCCGAUUCACCGCGAGGCAGCGAAGCCGACUCCCCUCGUCCAGGCAGCAGGAAGGAGUCUCCCUGUCAGAGCCAGAACUCCACGAGUCCGUCCGGAUCCUUCGAGUCCUCGCAACCCAAAACCCCCGACAAACACCGCCUGUCCCCGCCGCUACCCACCACCCAGCUGUCAGAGGAGGACGAGGAGGUGGAGAGGACGCGAGCCGAGGCCGAGCGCCUGCUGGAGGAGGCCGUGUCAUCCUGGAAGGAGGCGCAGGAGGUGCUGCAGGAGGUGAAGGAGCUGCAGAGUCAGACGCUGCGGCGACAGCGAAGGCGAACCUACGAGAAGAUGACGUCGUCUGCUGCAGCGGCCGGACUGCCAGCUGCGACCUCGGCAGCGGAGGAGGACGACACGCCCACCUCGCCGACAUCACCGGAGGAUGACGACGAAUCAGAGACGCCUUGA